Molecule: messenger RNA, 1010 nt
Organism: Drosophila miranda
Lineage: Eukaryota; Metazoa; Arthropoda; Insecta; Diptera; Drosophilidae
Product: protein phosphatase inhibitor 2-like
Exons: 2
Coding region: 109-921 (270 amino acids)
Biological process (GO): regulation of signal transduction
Molecular function (GO): protein phosphatase inhibitor activity
Source: RefSeq, a predicted model, not a curated record
AGUAGGUCGCCUAUUCGAGUAGAACAAGCAGUUGUACAGCAGCACUCGUAGCGAAACAAUACAGAAUAUCAGAUUUCACAAGCGACAAACAUUCUCCACAAACACACAAUGAACUCUGACGACUUAAAGGGUAUACUGAAGGGCGGCAGCAACGAGGCACCGCGGAAGCUAGCAGGCCAGAAGACGGCCAAGUUCGACGAGCUAAACGUGCUGGCGACCUUCCAUCCGGAAGGCAAAACCUACGGACACAUGAUCAUUGACGAGCCGAAGACCCCGUUCGUGUUCGAGGAUGACUUGCCAAAGAAGCUGGACACCGCCGAACUGAUGGAGAAACUGCGCAUAACCUCGCAGUCGGUGAUGCCCUGCUUUGGCAUGGAGCAGGACUCCGAUGAGGAGGAGAAGUUGCGGCGCAUUGAGUUCGAGCGUCGCCGCAAGCUGCACUACAAGGAGUACUUCUCGGUACCGCUGGCCCGUCACCUGAUUGCCGAGGAGUUCGGUGAUAUGUUCCCCUCAGAGCCGACCUGCACGUCCGAGCCAAGUUCUGGCGUGGACGAGACCGGCCCGACUCGGGCCACGCGCGACAGCGUGAUGGAGGAAGAGCACCAGCUACUGGACCCAGAGCAACCCAGCUCGCACUCCUUGGCCCACGCCGAGUCCAAUGACGGCGGGUACAGGAUCGACCCAGAGCCGGUCCUUGAUCCCAGCCACCCGUGCUACCAGCGGUUGACGGCCCAGACCAACCGCCCGCCAACCGCCGAGACCGACGAGGCUCUCCACAUUGCCUCGCUCGGCUAUAUGCGCAGCGUUCCAUCGAUGGGCGAGGAGUUUUCGGACGGCAAGCAGGUCCGUGUGCCAAAUGCCUCUUACGUGGCUGGUCCCAAAGGCAAACCGAAGAAGAGUCCAUCAGCAGGCACAUUAUAAAGAGAUGUCAAAGAUGAUUGGCCUUUCGCUUGAUUUGUUAAAAUGAUUAUGUUACUUGCUGAAAUUAAUCAUCAGAUUGUAAAAUCAGA